Molecule: messenger RNA, 549 nt
Organism: Rotaria sp. Silwood1
Lineage: Eukaryota; Metazoa; Rotifera; Eurotatoria; Philodinida; Philodinidae
Source: the annotation of a GenBank genome assembly
AUGCGGCAUUAUUUUUCGACAUUUAUAACAAUAUUAGUACUGUUUAUGAUCAACGAUAUUCAAGGAACAUACUGGAUAAAUUAUGAUGUACCAUACUCAAAUAUCGAUAUAGUAUUCGAUGAUAAUCCUGGUCAGUAUUUAGAUGCAUUUAUACGCGAUGGAGAACAAGAAAUACCUAGUCCAUUUAUAACUGAUUAUAAAUAUAUAUCUGGUGGAAUAGGUGAAGAUCGACAAUAUUUGGGUCCAAAUGGUGAAAUUUUAAAUCAUCCAGAAGUAAAAACAGAUGAAAAAUUACCAUCUUAUUGUGAUCCACCUAAUCCUUGUCCAUUAGGUUUUGAAGCUAAUGAUUGUGAUGCAUCACCAAUGGCAAUGUUUACACCUGAAUACAGUCGAUUAUAUCAGUCUGAACAAAAUUGUCAAUGUGACAAUGAUCAUGAUCAAUGUUCAGCUAAUAUUAUUUUAAACUUUUCUAAAUUAUCAAACAGACCAACACAUCGUAUUUUAAAACGACCACGACGUAUUUGGCAAGUAUGUUCAUUAAUUUUUUAA